AUGAAAUAUGAAAUAUUCGAUAAUCUCCCUGACUCAGAGGAAGCCAAAGACUACAAAACUGCUUUAAAACUUCUCACCGAUUAUUUUUCGCCGAAGAAAAAUAAAACAUUUGAAAUAUACAAAUUUCGCCAAGCUCAGCAACUGGAUAGCGAAAGCGUUGACAAGUUUUAUACCCGUCUCCGACAAUUAGCAUCUACGUGUGAAUUUACUAAUACUGAUGAUGAAAUUCGAUCUCAGAUAAUUCAACGAUGUUCAUCAAAGAAAUUACGAGAGAAUGCCCUGCGAGAUGACAACAUGACACUUGCAUAA
Paramuricea clavata is the source of this 309-nucleotide messenger RNA. The record is from the annotation of a GenBank genome assembly. NCBI's taxonomy places the organism in Eukaryota, Metazoa, Cnidaria, Anthozoa, Malacalcyonacea, Plexauridae.